UGGAAAAUGGCUGCCACGGAAGAGAAGCGCCGUGAGGGUGGUGCCCGCUCCCUCAGCCCGGAGUUCUGGAAACAGGACGUCAGCAUGGAUCCUGCAGCACAUGUCUCCGCAGCAGCCGAGGGUGGCCACUUCAGUGAAGAACCUACGGGAUUUGUGUCGGAGGAGCCCCUCGAGUGCCACCUGUAUGAAGAUGACGACGACGAUGAGGAUGGCCACAGCCUGACCCGAGAGGUUCCUGUGAGCCAGGGAGGUGACAGCGACCCUGACAUGUAUCACAGUGAUGAGGAGCCCAAAGAGCUGCAGCUGGCCGCGCAGGAUGCUGUGGAUGCCGGGGAUCGAGUCGGGCGCCAACUGAGACGGCGACCGUUUAGAGACGGGCAGGCGCAGGAACUGGAAACCGCUUUCCACCACAAGCGGUUCGCAGAUGUCCUCAGGAGAAUUGAGUUUGCAAGUGUCCUGUGUGUGCCUGAAUCCAGAGAGAAGGUUUGGUUUAAGAAUCGGAGAGCCAAAUACUGGAAAGCUCAGAGGGAAGUCUUGCUCAGGAAUGCGCCACCUGAUUCCCAGGACCACAUUGUCAUUGAGAAGGAGGAAUAGCUUCUCUAGGAUGCUGUCUUUUUUGAAGAGGCCAACUCUGCUUGGAGUGUUGUUGUUCUGUUGCUGUUGUUUUUGUUGCCAACACCGUUUGUCGAUUCUGUAGCUCUCUCCAUAG
Molecule: messenger RNA, 709 nt
Organism: Cavia porcellus (domestic guinea pig)
Lineage: Eukaryota; Metazoa; Chordata; Mammalia; Rodentia; Caviidae
Product: rhox homeobox family member 1-like
Exons: 3
Coding region: 7-594 (195 amino acids)
Biological process (GO): regulation of transcription by RNA polymerase II
Cellular component (GO): nucleus
Molecular function (GO): DNA-binding transcription factor activity, RNA polymerase II-specific; RNA polymerase II cis-regulatory region sequence-specific DNA binding
Source: RefSeq, a predicted model, not a curated record